This is a messenger RNA of Brassica rapa (field mustard), 2228 nucleotides long. RefSeq names its product cyclin-dependent kinase F-4. Gene Ontology annotation, biological process: protein phosphorylation. Lineage: Eukaryota; Viridiplantae; Streptophyta; Magnoliopsida; Brassicales; Brassicaceae. The record is from RefSeq and is a predicted model, not a curated record. Gene Ontology annotation, molecular function: ATP binding; protein kinase activity.
GUUAUAUUAAAGCUUCAUUUCAUUUCGAGUGGAUUUGCUUCUUUUGAGAUUAUGGAACAAGAUUACAUCUGCUCAGGCUGCUGCUACCACUAUCGAAUUUUCUCACUGCAAGAAUCUCUCUAUUGGCGGUUACUGCCUCUUUCGUGAACUGCACUUAGCUGCAAAUUUCUAAGUCAGGGCUGAUGUCUGCAAGUUAUCAUUCCUUUGCAUAGUCCUAGAGUCUUAUCUAAACCUUGGUCUCUACAGUUUAAAAAUUCUGUUAGUCCCUAUUCCAUAUCUGCUUCUUAUGGGCGCUGACUGAAGAAGGAUGUAUCAGUUUUUUUUCUCUUCAAAGUUUUGACAUGUCGUAGCUUUGAUAAGUCUUUUUCUCGAGUCUUCCAACCUUGAGUGAAUUGUUGAGAGCCUGGGUUUCUUACUUAAAAACAUCCCUUCUUUUUGGUUCUUUGCGUCGUCCAGUUCUCAGUAUGUUUUGCGUUCUUAUCUUGGCCAGCCAAUUUAUUUUCUAAGUAAAUAACGGUUAGCCAGAGAAUCUUUGAGUUUGCUGGCAUACGAACAAUUGGAAGAUUGAAGUUACAGAUAUAUUUUCAUAAGUUCUUUACAAACAAAACUAAAGAGGAUACUGUGUUUAACCAAGAGCCAUGGAGAGGUUUAAUUUUGUCAAAGAAGUUGGUGAUGGGACUUUUGGGAAUGUUUGGCGAGCUGUCAAUAAACAGACUGGUGAAUUUGUUGCAAUUAAAAAAAUGAAGAAAAAGUAUUACUCUUGGGAAGAAUGUGUUAAUCUGAGAGAAGUGAAGUCUCUUAGUAGGAUGAAUCAUCCAAACAUUGUGAAGCUGAAGGAAGUUAUCCGCGAGAAUGAUAACAUGUACUUUGUGUUUGAGUACAUGGAGUGCAAUCUUUACCAGCUUAUGAAGGAUCGCCCUAAGCUUUUUGCAGAAUCUGAUAUCCGAAAUUGGUGCUUUCAAGUCUUUCAAGGCCUUUCUUACAUGCAUCAGCAUGGAUACUUUCACCGUGAUCUUAAGCCAGAAAAUCUAUUAGUCUCUAAAGAUGUCAUUAAGAUUGCUGAUCUUGGCCUUAUACAGAAUAUGUCUCGACACACUGUUAAGGUACAGGGCACCUGAAGUACUGCUACAGUCAUAUGUGUACACGUCUAAAGUCAUUUAGUGUUCUCAAAACUCCAAUAGAAAUAAGUCUUUCAGUAUGGUGUUGGUCCAUUUCUUAAUGAAAUUUUGCUUGUGUUCAGAUAUGUGGGCAAUGGGCGCUAUUCUGGAUGAGCUGUUGUCGCUUCGCCCCCUUUUUCCUGGAGCUAGUGAAGCAGAUGAGAUAUAUAAAGUCUGCAAUGUGAUAGGUAGCCCAACUCAAGAGACAUGGUUGGAGGGCCUUAAUCUGGCUAGUGUCAUUAAUUACCAAUUCCCUCAGAGGCGAUUAACCUUGUUGAGCGGCUAUGCUCAUGGGAUCCCAACAAUAGGCCGACUGCUGCCGAGGCUUUACAGCACCCGUUCUUUCAGAGUUGUUACUAUGUUCCACCAUCUCUCCAUACCAAAACGUCUGUUGGGCAGAGAGGGUCUCUCGAGCAUCAGCAGCAGCAAUCAGUCAAGAGGUUGCCGGCGACUUUGACCAAUACUGCUAAUAAUAAGCCGUUCAACAGUUAUGCUAAUGCAAAGGCAAUGGUCCUCCUUUUGGCGCUUGUCAGACCCAGCGGAAUUUGGAGACAGCAUGGAACAACAAAGCCAUGGGAAGUUAUCAUGUCAGAGAUGCUAAGUAUAUACCACCGCCUGGAAGGAAGAGUCCUUGCAAGUAAAUUUACAUUUUUAGUCCUUCUAUUGGGUCUUUCCUCGUGGGCCAUCAGAGACUGCGAAUAAACUGGCAAAUGCAGUGGUUGGCGGGGGAAGAUGGAGUCAGAGUCAAAGGCAACAACAACCGGUUAUGAAAGCAGGGUGGGUGGGAGAAAGUGGUGACAUGUUCCUUAGACCUACACAGCCUCCCAACCCCUACUCUAGGAGAAUCGCCGGUUAAAGCCCAAAGACUCUUUGGGCUUUUGAUCAUCAUCUUCCAGAGAGUCCAAAGUCGUUUGAAGACUAAGCUAUGUUUGAUUUCCUUUUUCAAAACUAUCUUUCUUGUUCGUCGAACUUCUUCCCUCUGUACUGACUUUAAUGUUUCUGUCAUGACUUUGACUAUUUUGUAUGAAGUACUUUUCAUUUCUCAAUAAAGCUGUCGACUUUGGGCCUAAA